AUGACAAGCGCGUCAACGCCCGAUUCUCCGAAAACCCGUAUAACAGAUAGUCCCGACGGAGUCUCGUUAAAUGGAAGUUCUAGGCCCGGAAUCGGGAAAGAUGCGACUCUUAUGCCUCCGGCAAAGACGCUGGUCGGAAGAGCGCUAGGAAAUGACCUGCAUUCCGAUGCCCACAGAGGCUCACAGGCAUCCAAGGAUGGUGUCGGGUUCGCCCUAACUGACACUCCGGUUUCUACCGCACCUUCGUCUCCACAAUUCAAUGCUAACACACCAACUACGACCGCCUCCACACCUGGUCGGGUUCGUGCCACCACACUUGAUAUUCCAGGUCUCACCAAAUCCAAGGUGUCGCCUGAUGGCCGGAUUGCUCAACGCGAUGUUGGGUCCAAGCUAGUCAUUGUAAUGGUCGGCCUCCCAGCGCGAGGGAAAAGCUACGUGACCAAGAAGUUGGCUCGCUACUUAAACUGGCUACAGCAUGACACCGAGAUUUUCAAUGUAGGAGAACGUCGUCGCGUUGCCGCUGGCAAGUCGUCCUCACCUCCUGGAAGGCAUAGGAACCAUAGAACAAGUUCGAUCCAGAAAGAUCUUGUCGACUCGGUACGACGUUUGAGCGUCAGCGUUGGUGCGGUGAACCAUCUCCGGAAGACUACGGUCCCUUCCGAGGUCAUAUUAUCGCCUCCUGAGGCCCAUGAGCCUACAGCUUCCCCUCCCGAACUCGAAAACUCACUUCCGCCGCCCGUUGUCCCCACAAAGAUCCUCGUUAACGGUAAGGAGGAAGAUCCAUCUCUGGGGCAAAAUGGAAUCACUAUUGUGCCACCAUUCAAUGCGUCACCAGAAGACAAAUUCUCUAUGCAAGAAGCGUCCCCUGAGCCGCUUGACCAGUCUGCAAGCUUUUUCGACCCCCAAAAUCAGCUGGCCGUGAAGCUUAGAGAGCAGGUAGCCCUGGACACCUUAGACGAAUUGUUGGACUAUAUCCUCGACAGAGGUGGCAGUGUUGGCAUCCUUGACGCAACUAACAGUACGAUGGAGCGCCGCAAAGCAGUUGUAGAUCAUAUUCGCAAGCGUGCUGGUCCUGAGCUCGGUAUCUUAUUCCUCGAGAGCAGCUGUGUUGAUCCAGAGCUGCUGGAGGCCAACAUGCGCUUGAAAUUGUCAGGUCCGGACUAUAAGGGCCAGGACCCAGUGAAAGCAUUGGAGGAUUUCAAGAAACGUGUUCAGCUAUACGAGAAAUCCUACGUGCCUCUUGGUGAAUACGAAGAAAAGCAUAAUAUGGCUUAUAUCCGAAUGAUCGACGUGGGUCGCAAGGUUGUGUCGCAUCAGACUCACGGUUUUCUCUCAUCCCAAGUUGUCUACUACCUGUUGAACUUCAACCUUUCACCGCGGCAAAUAUGGAUUACCAGGCACGGCGAGAGUAAGGACAACCAGGCAGGCCGAAUCGGCGGUGACUCAGAACUCAGUGAGAACGGCUAUCGCUAUGGCAAAGCACUUGCUCGGUUCAUCGAUCACCAACGAAAUGAGUGGGAAAUGAACCAGAGACAGAAAGAGAUAAUGCAGAAGUUUCCGCCCCGUCCGGGUGAUAGCACUCCGCCCAACCCUUCGUACAUUCCCAGUGACCGGCCACGCAAUUUCUGUGUUUGGUCCUCCAUGAUGCAGCGUGCGGUUUCGACGGUCGAGUGUUUCAACGAGGAUGAAUAUGAUGUCAAGCAAAUGAAGAUGCUCGACGAGCUUCAUGCGGGAAAGAUGGAGGGCAUGACAUAUGAUGAAAUUCGCGAAGCGUUUCCCGACGAAUACGCGACUCGCAAACGCGACAAGCUGUACUACAGGUAUCCAGGACCCGGCGGGGAAGGGUACCUAGAUGUUAUCAACCGACUUAGAGCAGUGAUUGUCGAGGUGGAGCGAAUGACCGAUCAUGUUUUGUUGGUCACUCACCGAGCCGUAGCACGCGUCCUUCUAGCCUACUUCAAGGGCCUGAAAUGCGACGAGGUGACGGACCUAGAUGUGCCUUUGGGGAUGUUGUAUAUGCUUGAGCCCAAGCCAUACGGGGUUGAGUUCAAAGCAUACCGCUACAAUCCCAAUACCGACUGGUUCGAUUAUAUUCCCAAUUUUGAACUACGCCAAGCCAGCGCCAAUUAA
Messenger RNA from Aspergillus pseudonomiae, 2130 nucleotides. Its product is annotated as 6-phosphofructo-2-kinase PFK26. Bases 1 to 2130 code for a protein of 709 amino acids. Gene Ontology annotation, molecular function: 6-phosphofructo-2-kinase activity; ATP binding. Gene Ontology annotation, cellular component: cytosol. The transcript has 2 exons. Lineage: Eukaryota; Fungi; Ascomycota; Eurotiomycetes; Eurotiales; Aspergillaceae. The record is from RefSeq and is a predicted model, not a curated record. Gene Ontology annotation, biological process: fructose 2,6-bisphosphate metabolic process; fructose metabolic process.